CAGAAGAAAAUUGUUCAUCUAAGAACGUUGCAGAAGAAGUUGAUUUCUAUUUGUAUACUAAAAAAACAACUAUGUUCAAAGUUGAAAAUAACGAGCAAUGUAUUGGGAAUGCUCCAUUGGUAAACGGGAGCGAACGCCUUGUUGUUAUUUUACAUGGAUAUUCAGGCAGCCAAAAUAGUAAUGAAAUGGUAGUUUUAAGAGAUGAAUACUUAAAAGGGCCAGCAGAUCGUAACGUCAUAACGGUAGAUUAUUCGAAAAUCGUCAGUUCAGGAAAUGGUUUUGUACGAUCAAUCUAUAUACUUCCAUCACUUAGUGAACAUAUUGCAAAAUUGCUCAUAUCAUUGAUGGAGAUACGUAAAGAGAUUACUUAUUGUCACGUGGUCGGAUUCAGUAUAGGAGCUCAUAUUGCUGGUCUAGUUGGAAAUAUAUUCACACAAAAAGGCUUAAUGUUAAACAGAAUCACCGCCUUAGACCCGCUGAAACUGCUACUUAGUAAUGUUAAUGUUGAAAUAAGCCCUUCGUCCGCCAAAUUCGUAGACGUUAUACAUAGCAAUGAUGUGAUUGGUAUUAGUAAGCCAAUUGGAACUGUUGAUGUAUAUGUUAACGAUGGAAAAAAUCAACCGGGGUGUGACACAGAUUGGUGUAGUCAUAUGGUUUCAGUAUAUUUAUUUGCUGCGUCGAUCAACAGUGAUAUAUAUAAGGCCGCAUUUUGUUUGGACUUUAAAAAAGAGGAUAUUUCAAAUAAAGACUGUCAGACUCGUCAACAGUUGUACAAUGAGCUUGCACGGGACAAUUUCAAAGCAUUAUUAGUUUUAUGUGGUGCAAGAGAUGAAUUUUACAAUAGAUCUGUAAUAGUUGGAGAACAUAUGCCUUUGAGUUCAAGAGGAGUACAUCAUUUUUUAUUAAAAAAAGAAAUCACAGUAUAAAACAAUAAUUGGAUAAACCAAACAAAUAUUCUUUGGUGCUAUAUUUUAAUUCGAUAUUUAUUUUAUUUUUCAUGUUUUGGAUUUUAAUUUUCAAUACUAUAUUACCUAAUACUAGAAUGGAUUCAAUUUUAGGUCUCUCUUUUAGUUUAGAAAUUAAACCAUUUUUAGGA
This is a messenger RNA of Adelges cooleyi (spruce gall adelgid), 1096 nucleotides long. Its product is annotated as phospholipase A1 member A-like. The record is from RefSeq and is a predicted model, not a curated record. The transcript has 6 exons. NCBI's taxonomy places the organism in Eukaryota, Metazoa, Arthropoda, Insecta, Hemiptera, Adelgidae. Bases 72 to 926 code for a protein of 284 amino acids. Gene Ontology annotation, biological process: lipid metabolic process. Gene Ontology annotation, molecular function: lipase activity.